AUGGCGCCAUUAGCGUCGAAUAAAUAUCGGUCAUCCCCCGGAAGGCCCCCUAAAACCCAACCCAAAGCGGUGCUGAAAGGCACCCAGAACUCAAACGCUACUCCCGGCGACGGACCACCCCUCAAGAAGCGGAAAUACGUCCCUGGUGGACCGGGUGGUGGAGGUAGAUACAUCGAGCUUGAUGUGCGAGAAACGAAGCCGCCUAAGCCGGCGAAGCCUGCGAGACCACCCAAACCGGCCAAACCGGCGCCAGCUGCACGCAACUCCACCCCCCGAACCCGCCAUGCACGAGAAGCCGAAGUGCAACACUUGCAGCUCCCCCCUCCUCCACCCCCCGUCCCAACGACACCUCCAUCUGCGCGCCUCACAAGAGACAAAAGCCAAAGUCGGGGCGGCCGUUUCGGCUCCUCGACCGCUGCUGCUCUCGCUUUACAACAAGGAGAUGGAUAUAAACCACGGGAAGAGCGAGGGUGGGAAGAAUUUCACCCGGACCUGGAUAUUGAAACGAAGUUUGUCGUCUUCCCUGCGGAGGAGGUGGAUAAGCCAGCUCCGUCCGCGCAUGUAGCCCAUAUCCUGUCUCCGAAUGGCCUCAACCUCAGCAAUGAUAAAGACCCGUUAGCUGAACUUAUCCGAGCUCAUGCCAAUGGCACGUCACCUACACCGAUCAAACGCCGCCCAGGCCGCCCUCCCCGCCGUCCUGAGGCCAUUCUAAACGCCCUCGGCAUUACACCACAACCAAAAGUUGUUCCACCUCCUGGUCCAAACCCUCGCGAGAGGCUAACUCUUCCUAAGCCCUCGUUCCGACUACGAGAUGCAUUUGUUUUCUACGAUAAACCAGGAGUAGGCCAACAAAACUAUGUUGACCGGACAAUGGCAAGCGUGGGAUACCAGGAGACUGACCUUUUCCUUCGCCACGAUCGUCGAUUGAUUCGGGUAACUGAGGCACCACAGGAGGACGAUCUCGAUGCUGUCAACCCUGUGGGAACUGAGGAGGAGCCCAACACGUCCGUUGGAAGAGUAGAAUACGACAUGGAUGAGCAAGACGAGAAGUGGCUAGAGGACUAUAAUGCCAAGCGGAGAGAGGAUCAACUGGAGCCCAUCAAACCCGCUGUCUUCGAAAUUACCAUGACCAAGAUUGAGAAAGAGUGGCAUGCGCUCGAGAAGCGCAUCCCAAAACCAAACCCCAAACCUCCCCAGACGCAACGGCCUCGUUCGAGCUCUGCCGCUGCUGUGAAUGGCGAAACCACGGGGCCAGGAGAGGAUCAAGACAGCAAAUGUGCGAUUUGCGAUGAUGGCGACUGUGAGAACUCCAAUGCUAUUGUCUUCUGCGAUGGGUGCGAUCUGGCAGUGCACCAGGAGUGCUACGGCGUACCAUUCAUCCCCGAGGGCCAAUGGCUGUGUCGUAAAUGCCAACUGGUUGGGAGAGGAGCUGUCAACUGCAUCUUCUGUCCCAACACCGAGGGUGCCUUCAAACAGACUACCACCUCGAAGUGGUCUCAUCUGCUUUGCGCUAUAUGGAUCCCUGAAGUGUCUAUUGGCAAUCCCUCGCUGAUGGAGCCGAUCACCGAUAUCGAAAAAGUACCCAGGAGCCGUUGGAAACUUCAUUGCUAUAUUUGCCGACAGCGAAUGGGUGCAUCGAUUCAGUGCAGCAACAAGAACUGUUUUGUCGCAUUCCAUGUGACUUGCGCCCGACGGGCUCAGCUCUACCUGAAGAUGAAGUCCGGUCACGGAUCUCCCGCAGUCAUGGAUACUCACCUGCUCAAGGCAUUCUGUGACAAACAUGUUCCCCCUGAGUGGCGCAGGGAACAUGGAACGGACGCGGCUACCGCUGAAGCCAUGGAAUUCUAUCGUACUACUAUGCAAGGCCGACGGUGGGGUGACAGUCAAGCUGCCGCGUUAGCAUUAGAGCCAUCACACCCCCUCGGGUGUGAACAUCAUGACGACGAGGCACUGCGGACUCAUACGCCACGCAUUACGCUUACAGUUGGUGGGAAUAAAAGAAAACGGCCUACUGUACCGAAAACUAUCUGGAAAUUGCCGUCUGGCGCUCCUGUAGUACCGCACGUUGUCCUAAAUGCCAUUGCAGCCUCCCUUCAGCGUUUCGGUGUGCGUCAGAGAAAGCAGUAUGCUGAGGAUGCGUGCAAGUACUGGACACUCAAGCGCGAGGCGAGAAGGGGAGCCGCAUUGCUGAAGCGUUUGCAACUACAGCUGGAGACCUUCUCAUCUAUGGAAAUGACCAGGAGGGACUACGUCGCCAUGGGAGCUGCCGGAGGCAAGCGGCUCCAACGCCGCAUUGAGUUUGGUGAGCGCCUAUAUGACGAUCUCGAUCGGUUGAGAACGAUGUGCGAUGAAGUCAAGAAACGUGAGAGGGAAAAGUUGAAGGAUGCCGAAACUCUUCGGAGUAUUGUCGACACCGUCUACUUCCCUAUCUUCCCCUUACUCUGGCCUAUUUUUGACAAAGCUCAAGGACUUGACGGCAAGGGUAUCUUCAGACAGGGGUUGACUUCGAUACGCACCAAGCUGGAAGAGCGCCAGUACACCUCCGUUUCUGCCUUCUCCGCUGAUCUUGCUCGCGUGUUCACCUCGGAGAUUGGGGUCCAGCCCGCUGGAGACACCGCCGAACUUCAAAUGCAGAUCAGCGGGCGCGCUCCGGAACUCAGCCUAGAACAGCGCGAGAAACGGAAACUGGCCAAGCGCAUUAUCAAAUUCAUUCAGCCUGCCCUAGAGGAAGCGAUCAAGAAAGAAAGCGAGCUGAACCGUAAGCCCUUCGAACAAGAGCUUAAGGAAUUGGAUCUUAUGCUCGAGAACAGCGUUAUGUCGCGAAGGGGUUCCCAAGCCGAGUCCCCAGCGGCUGGUGACGAAGGGCCGGGCAAACCAGAGGUCAAUGGAGAUGUGGAGGUGACUGCUAAAUCGGAGCCCUCUGAUGGUACCGAGGUUACCGCCUUGCCCCAACAGUCCGUUGAUAGCGCUAUGCCAGAUGCAGACCAAGCCCAAAAUCCCGAUAGUGCUUCAGGCUCUCAGACUCAGAAAGUCCCCGGGGUUGGAGUAUCCACUCCGACGGUCGAAGGUGGAUCUAGCAAGCAAGAGAACCCGUCUGCUAAUGCACCUUCCACCACUCUUGAAGCACCACCCGCCGCAAAUGGAAUGGCAGACAAACCAGAAGAGAAUAAUCUAGGGCCCACCGAUCAGCCUACUGAACCACAGACAGAGCCGUUGACACCCCCUCCCAGCUUCAAGGGAGACCAACAGCUUCCUUUAGCGCAAGGUGGCAUCCAGUGGUAUAUGCAACCGUUCGAUCCUGUGGGCACUACUAUCCAUGAAGAGCGAUGGACGGGCCGGGAUGUCAUGCGCGGGAUGAGUGAAGAACUGAGUGAGCUUGACGAGGAGGAGCUGAAAGACUUGGUCGACGAUGAACUCGAGGGGGCGAUGGGCACUGCCAUCGAGGGGUCCACCACCGACACUGGACCAGAUGCUGCACCGGAGCAGGCCGUCAAGGUGUAUCGAACUCGGCGACGCUGGCGUGGAUUUAAAUAG
This is a messenger RNA of Aspergillus nomiae NRRL 13137, 3534 nucleotides long. RefSeq names its product putative PHD finger domain protein. The record is from RefSeq and is a predicted model, not a curated record. Gene Ontology annotation, biological process: regulation of transcription by RNA polymerase II. Lineage: Eukaryota; Fungi; Ascomycota; Eurotiomycetes; Eurotiales; Aspergillaceae. Bases 1 to 3534 code for a protein of 1177 amino acids. The transcript is spliced from 2 exons.